GUUUCAACCAAGUUUCAACAUUGCAGCCAUGGCCGAAUCGACACUUUCACUUUUAGCUCACACCACAAUUCAGACUUUUUCUGAGGAUGGCCUCCACUUCUGCUGCUCAUCCCCAUCUUCGUGAAUUCGAGACUUGGUGGAGGGAUCUCCACAAUUUCCUGGAAGAAAAGGGCUACAAGCUACGAAGUCGCUACACUCCAGACUGGGUGCCUUCUUGGACGAACACCAACAAGAUUCCCAUAAAUUGCGAGGAUGGAGUCAGGUCGCCAAUCUCUCAAAUGUUGGAUGCACGGCGUACUCAUGAUGGUACUCGUGUAUCACUCAAAUCUAUAGACGUGUCACGGCAUCCUUAUGAGAUAGAAAUUGGUCGUUAUUUAUGUAGCUCACCUCUCAGAGAAGAUCCCGCCAAUCAUUGCGUGCCAAUUUACGACGUCCUGCAGGUGCCCAAUGACGAUCGUGAAGCGAUCCUGGUCAUGCCGCUACUUCGAGAUGCUACAGAUCCCUUCUUCGACACGGUCGGGGAAGUUGUGGAUUGCAUCCACCAGCUCUUUGAGGGGCUGCGCUUCAUGCACAGUCAUCAUAUCGCUCACCGGUGCGCAUCCUGUAAAGGCUGCGUCGAGUUCGAGAGGGAAUUGUUUAAAUAGCGUCGAAUUACGAAUAUGAGGGAAGGCUUUAGUUGAGACGGAUAAGGACUUCUGAGUGGUCUUUCUAUGAUGCUUCUUGGAGCGGUGAAUCAACGGGUGAAUUCUGCUACUGUAACGAGUGCACAUUCGUGGUAUAUAAGUGUUUCGAGCCGAACGAUUAAGCCGAGAGUCGAGCAAGUAGCAUGUGGAAAUGGAAAAUAAGUCGGCGAAGGACGGUGAUGAUGGGUUUCGAGCAUAUGGUACAGUAGGUAAGGAGAGUUAAGAAGGAAUGUGUCCAGGUA
This is a messenger RNA of Suillus clintonianus, 925 nucleotides long. RefSeq lists its product as uncharacterized. Bases 87 to 644 code for a protein of 185 amino acids. The transcript is spliced from 3 exons. The record is from RefSeq and is a predicted model, not a curated record. NCBI's taxonomy places the organism in Eukaryota, Fungi, Basidiomycota, Agaricomycetes, Boletales, Suillaceae.